AUGGUCGCUUUUGCAAUUUUCAUUUUUUUGUUAUUGGAUUCUGUGAAAGUUUUCAACAUAAAGAGACAGCAUUGCACCUAUGACAAGGAAAAACUAUGCAAGCCGCUCUUGCAACUGCUUCUUAGCACCAUAUACUUUACCAUAUACUUUUUGCAUGGUGAUGUCACUUCAGUGCUUCCGCGUUUUCUUUUGAAGAAAAUUGCUACAUAUACAAAUGCAAGAACUACAUUGGAAGCGAGAAAAUGUAUCAAGAAAUGGGUUUUUAGAUCUGAUGCAGUCAUGGGUUUUUUCCUUGCUACAAAUGGCCUUUUGGUGCUAUACAUUACCAUCAAUCUUGUCAAGUUGUAUUAUGGUGACCAUUGCGAAGGCCUCUUGCUCUUCGAGGCAAUAAUUGACUAUGGUCUCGGUGGAUCUUCCAUGGCAUUUUUGGGAGAGUAG
Fraxinus pennsylvanica is the source of this 438-nucleotide messenger RNA. The record is from the annotation of a GenBank genome assembly. NCBI's taxonomy places the organism in Eukaryota, Viridiplantae, Streptophyta, Magnoliopsida, Lamiales, Oleaceae.